CGAAGCGGAAAGGAAGGCUCGCAGGGAUCUACGAGGGGGGAGGCCUUGUGACGGGAGGGUGCAUUGCAGCAGCCUUGAUGCAUCGUGGGCUUGCUCCGGCCCAGACCUCCUCAGGAGGACUCGGUAGCAAAUCGUGGGAGCUUGGUUGCCCUCUUGAUCUCGUCUUUACCGUCGGCUGGCGUCGAGGAGCGUCUGGGAGUCGAUGAGAUGUGCCGAUCCAGCUUCGGCCAGCGUCGAUCUGGCGUCGAUAGGCGUCGAUUCGCAAGGGCCGACAAGCUGGGACGGAAGGCUCCCACGAGUUGCCGCCGGGCGAGGAGGGAGUGCCCGGGCUGGAGGCCGCCCCCCGCAGGACACGUACUACUUCAGCAGCCGCUCGAUGGUGGCCGUCACCACGGUGGACGAGAGCGGCAACCGCAAGACGGACGUGAAGCAGGACCAGAGCGUGCGCACCAACAUCCCGGGCCUCCGGGGCGGCGACAGCAACACGCAGCGGCUGCUGUCCCCGGAGAGCACGCUCUUCGGGAUGCUGGACCGCCUCUGAGCGCGCGGCCGCCCGACCGGUGCCACUGCCGCCGCCGCUCCGCGUGGCGAUGCCGCACGCCGCCCGCCGACCGGCGCAGCUCCGCG
Molecule: messenger RNA, 627 nt
Organism: Prorocentrum cordatum
Lineage: Eukaryota; Dinophyceae; Prorocentrales; Prorocentraceae
Source: the annotation of a GenBank genome assembly